CACGGGGAAUUUAAGAGAGACGACCCACACCCUACCAGUGCAACAAUAUAUGUUGUCCCCCUCCUCGUACAGUGAAAGAUGAGUGCUCCAGAUCUCCUCAGAACUGUGCUAUACACUGUUAAUAACUUUUUAAAGGAAGAGAAAUACAAAGCGGCUCUAGCCGUUUUGAAAGGAUUUCGAAAUGGCGCCGUGUAUGGUGCCAAAAUCAGAGCACCCCAUGCCCUUGUGAUGACAUUCCUAUUCAGAAAUGGAAGUUUGAACGACAAAAUGAGAGCCAUCGCAAAAGCCACAUAUACACACUCUCGCAACUUGGCCUACUUUGUAUUUACGUACAAAGGUCUGCAAGCCCUGCAAGAGAAGCUGCAGGGAAAGAGCUUGCAGUCCCAUUCCUUCCUGGCUGCUUGCGUAGGCGGAUGGCUUGUUUUCGGGGAGAACAAUAACAUAAAUAGCCAGAUCAACAUGUACCUGCUGUCCAGGAUUCUGUUUGCCUUGGCCAGACUGGCCGUAGAGAAAGGUUACAUUCCUCAGCCUAAGAAGGACCCGUUCCCCCUGUUCGCUACCCUAGUUUGGGGCACGGUCCUGUGGCUGUUUGAGACGUACCCACAUACACUCCAGCCCUCCCUGCAGUCCUCCAUGAACUACCUGUACAACGACAGCAACGUGUGGCAUGACAUCUCCGACUUCCUCGUUUACAACAAGCAGAGGACGCCGAAAUGAAUUGAGUGUACAGUGCACCGCUCUAAGUGACAGCGGGCUCGUUAGUGAACAUUGUGCAGUUAAUUGUGUACAAUCGACAUGUUCGACACCACGCCAUCGUUGCCUAUCUUCUAUGUUUGAGGAUGCUUCUCUAUGUAAUAGGUUAUAGAUAUUGCACAUUAACAAUUUGACAUUUCAACACUUAGAAAGCAAACUUAUGAGAAAUCAUUGAAGGGGGAAUUUUACACACUGCAUUUUAAAAUUGGACUGUAUCGGAGAACGGAAUUUGAUAUUGUAAUAAUAUGGACCGGCCGAUACAGAAGAGGGGCUAGCCUUUACAAUACAAUCAACCCUUGUUGGGUCAUGUGUUUUAACCUACACUUGUUUAGUUUAAGCUUGGGCUGAAAGGUGUAAUUUAACAUGGUGUACGCUACACCAGUGCCUGGUGUCGGACCAGACAUGGUGUGUGGUUGUCAGUUGAAUGUUUUGCGUGCUCCCAUGUUGGGGGCCCAGCCAUAACUCAGUACCCAUUUAGGCUUCAGCAAUAACUAGAUGAUAUUUGGGGUCACGUUGAGUAAAUUCUUUAAUUAUUAAGAUAAUUUGAAUUU
This is a messenger RNA of Gadus chalcogrammus (walleye pollock), 1304 nucleotides long. It is a transcript of the gene pxmp4, whose product is annotated as peroxisomal membrane protein 4. The transcript has 4 exons. The record is from RefSeq and is a predicted model, not a curated record. Gene Ontology annotation, cellular component: peroxisomal membrane. Bases 79 to 717 code for a protein of 212 amino acids. NCBI's taxonomy places the organism in Eukaryota, Metazoa, Chordata, Actinopteri, Gadiformes, Gadidae.